Aspergillus pseudotamarii is the source of this 1590-nucleotide messenger RNA. Its product is annotated as general substrate transporter. Gene Ontology annotation, molecular function: carbohydrate:proton symporter activity. The coding region runs from base 1 to 1590 and encodes 529 amino acids. NCBI's taxonomy places the organism in Eukaryota, Fungi, Ascomycota, Eurotiomycetes, Eurotiales, Aspergillaceae. Gene Ontology annotation, biological process: transmembrane transport; carbohydrate transport. Gene Ontology annotation, cellular component: membrane. The record is from RefSeq and is a predicted model, not a curated record. The transcript is spliced from 4 exons.
AUGGCAGAGAUUAGUAUAUCCACGACAACAUUAUGGCAGAACCGAAAAUGUCUUCUCCUCUGCUCACUAGUCUCAAUGGCCAACCUGCAAUAUGGAUUUGACCUGGCUGCUAUUGGAUCUCUCCAGGCUAUGCCAGGCUUCCUCAAAGUAUUCGGAUACCCAGACCCAGGAUCUGAGGGAGGAUAUGCCAUUGACAGCACGGUUCAACAACUGAUUACGUCUCUCUUAACUCUGGGUUCCUUCGUCUCUUCCCUGGUAGCAGGGUUCUUCUCAGCCUACCUAGGCCGCCGACAUGCCUUGUGGCUCGCUUGCAUCGUCAACGCCAUCGCAUGCGCCAUCCAAAUUGGCGCCCCCUCACCAGGAGUUCUAUACCUUGGGCGAGUACUAUUAGGAUUCGCGAACGGAUUCCUGGUUACAUUCUCCAAUAUUUACACUGCAGAGGCAUCACCAGCCCACCUGCGUGGCGUGAUGGUUGCUCUGUUCGCGUACUGGGUGAAUAUCGGUAGUAUUAUGGGUGCUGCGGUGGAUAACAAGACUAAGGAAAGGAUGGAUCGCCUUUCGUAUCGGAUUCCCUUGGCUUGCCUAUAUAUUGUCCCUACUUUCCUCUUCGUGGCGUUGUUCUUCGUCCCUGAGAGUCCGCGGUGGCUUCUCCAUCGGGGAAAAGUGCAAGCUGCAAGACGAGCGCUUGAGCAACUCCGCGGUACUAGCUACGCUACGAUACGUGCUACAUCCAGCAGCGAUGAAAGCGGGGAUGAGAUGGCCCCGUCUCUUCUGGAACUGGAGUGGGCGGAGAUGGUCAAGGGUGUUGAAGAGGAAAAGCGCGAGCAGGGAAACGUUACAGCGUUAGACAUGUUCCGAGGAAUUGAUCUCCGCCGAACAAUCCUCUGCUACUGCAUGAUCGGCUGCCAAUCCGCGUCCGGCGUGUGGUUCCUAAUCGGCUACCAAACCUACUUCUUCACAGUAUCAGGCAUAACCAAAGCCUUCGAGUUCUCCAUCAUGAACACCUGCUUCGGCUUCCUCGGCGUCAACAUCGGCAUGUACGCAAUCCGGAACUGGCUUGGUCGUCGCGCAAUCCUCAUACUCGGUGCUAUCGCCUGCGGAUUGUGCCAAUUAGGAAGCGCCAUCGCAGCAACGGUGAGUCCGAACUCUCUUCCUACAGGUCAGGCAUUGGUCGCCUUCACGGCUUUGUUCAUGUUCUUCUACAACGGCUGUGUUGGUGCCGCGAGUUACCCCGUUGCAACGGAGCUGGUUAGCUCGAGGUUGCGCGCCUGGACGGUGGGCACGGCCACGUCGUUGGGUUACCUGCUUGCUUGGUUGGUGAACUUUUGUACGCCGUAUUUUAUUAAUCCGGAACAUUUGAAUUGGGGCGCCCGCUACGGGUAUAUCUGGGCUGGGUCCAACCUGGCUUGUGUCAUCUUCUUCUACUUCUUCAUCCCUGAGAUGAAAGGUCGCUCGCUGGAAGAGUUGGACGAAAUCUUUGCCGCUCGGGUCUCGGCUCGCCAGUUCUCGUCCUACCAGUGUCUUAUCGGGGAGGCAGCGAGAAUCGAUGCUGUCAAUGCGGAGGGUCGUAAACAUAACUGGGAGAUGUAG